AUGAACAGACCAAGAAUAGCCGAACCCAAACCAACUCUUAAUGUUUCCAUUAAUCCGCAUCUAUAUAGGCGACUAAAAAAAGAAAUUGGUGACCGCAAAGUUAGUGGUUUUGUAGAAAGAGCCAUUGCGAAAGAAUUGGGCGAACAUGAUAGCCAGUUAGAACGAGAACAAAAAGAAUUUGAACGAAAACUAAUUGCUGAUUACCAAAAAGAAUCGAGCCAAACACUAGAUAAAGAAGAUAAAAUCAACAACUGGCAGAAUCGAAAUAGUCGCUACGCGGUGGUAGCUCCCUUGACCAGCGAAGAGAAAAAGUUAAAAUAUGUUGCUAGUUUUGAAGUAUUAAUCGAAGCCAACCAAGAAAAUGGUCUAGAUGAAAAAAGCAAAAUUCUCUUUCAUCGCUUAUUAACUGUCGAGAAAGAUUUAAGACUAAUCGAGCGAAAAGGAAAAGUAGAGAAGAAAAUUUUAACCCAGGCGUGGAAAGCUUUAUGA
Entrophospora sp. SA101 is the source of this 489-nucleotide messenger RNA. NCBI's taxonomy places the organism in Eukaryota, Fungi, Glomeromycota, Glomeromycetes, Entrophosporales, Entrophosporaceae. The record is from the annotation of a GenBank genome assembly.